UGUUGAUUGUCAAUUGUCAAAAAUUUUGACCAUAUGUUGAUAAACAAAAUGCUGUGAUUACAAAGUACAAUGGUUAGACUAGUGUUAGUUUGUGUACUUAUUAGUGUCUCGCUCUGUGAUGAUUUGAUUUCGGUGGUUGUGAUUUACAGGCAUGGUGACCGCACCCCCAUUCAGCCCUACCCGAGGGACCCCUACCGCAACGCGUCGUUCUGGCCAGUGGGCUUCGGUCAGCUGACGAACUUGGGCAAACAGCAGCAUUUCCGCUUGGGUCAGUGGCUGCGCCAGCGCUAUGGGGGCUUCCUAUCGCCGCACUAUUCCGAGAAAGACUUCUCCAUCCGUUCAACGGACGUCGAUAGGACGCUCAUGUCCGCCGAAGCCAACUUGGCCGGCUUGUACCCCCCCAAAGCCGACCAAGUGUGGGACCCCGCCCUCCCCUGGCAGCCCAUCCCAAUUCACACGACCCCCGAACUGGAGGACAACCUCCUCUCAAUGAAAAAAAACUGCCCCAAAUACAACUCGCUUCUAACCCAACUUUUCAAAACCGAGUUUUUCGCCAACAUUAGUCGACAAAAUCGGGACUUGUACGCGUAUUUGAGCAAAAAUUCAGGGGCCAAUAUAACGUCCCUCGAGACUCUCGAGUAUCUAUACAACACCUUGUACAUCGAAAGUUUAAAUAAGUUUGUUUUGCCCCAGUGGACCUCGGGGGUUUAUCCCGAAAAAAUGGCCCCGUGGGCCCACCUAAGCUUCGCCACCCAGUGUUAUAACAGGGACUUGGCGAGGCUUAAAACGGGCCCCCUUUUUAACGAAAUUAUUGAACAUUUUCGCAACGCUACCAAAAAAAUUGAAAAUUUCCGGAAAUUUCUCGUUUUUUCGGCGCAUGAUGUCACGAUAGCGAACGUACUUAACACAAUGGGGGCCUUCGAGUACCAUUGUCCCCCCUACGCUAGCACCAUAAUGUUCGAAUUGAGGCGAAAUUCAAGUUUUUAUCUCAACGUUUUUUACAAAAAUUCCAGUCAAGUGCAGAAAAUUACGCCAAAAGGGUGUGAUUUCAACUGUGAUUUUGACGAGUUUAUUGCGCUUUUAAAACCCAUCGUUAUUACACGAAAACAGUGGGAUUUAGAAUGUCAACUGUCUAAUUUUGAGCGUUAUAAUCACAUUUUUGUGUAUUCAAGCAUUGCGAUUGGUUUUCUUGUUUUUACUCUAGUUUUGUGGGUCAUUAUUGCAUGGUUUAAACAUUUGAAAAACAGUGGUAAUGAUUAUACGAGGUUGGCAAUCGAUGAAGUCGCUUAGUUUUUUGUCAAGUAUUUAUUCUCAGGGGCCAAAAACUUGCUGUUACCAGUUGGUGUCACUUUGUAAUAGUGCCACUACGGAGAGCUAAAGGUUAGGAUGUGAAACGACGUACAAAUAAAACGUUCCCGUUCCGAUAGUUCCGUUAAUGUCGCGAGAGGGCGUCUAAGUUGUAUUUGUAUAACGGUUAACACAUAAACAAAAUAAUCAAACUCUCCUAAACUAUGUUCAAAAAAAAUUUCAAACUUUUACCAAUUUGCACUCUGCCCCAUAUUUUUCAAAACGCUGCAAAUACGGUUACAGAUGCAAGAAAAUUGUUAGAAACAAAGUUUAGAGAAUUAAAUUUCCUACAAAAAAGUUCUAUUUUCAACCAUUUAGGCUCCAAAGUCAUUCAAACACUCUCAAGUGACGGAUUUGCUUCAUUUUGCCGGUGGUCAAGUAUUGGAAAGGUAAUUCAUUCCUAAGCCGUUGAAGAUAGAAAUACGGUGUCGCGGACGUUUUUGUAGAAAAUUUAAUGCUCUACAACUUUGUUCCUUACACUUUUUUUGUAUCUUCAACCGUAUUUGCACCAUUCGCAAAAAUAUAAGGUGGAACUCAAAUUGAUAAUUCUUAGCGAUUAUUCUUUGUGCACCGUCGUAUAUUUAUCAAAACGCUGGAAAUACGGUUGAAGGUACAAGAAAGUGUAAGGAACGAAGUUCUAGAGAAUUAAAUUUGCUAUAAAAAAGUCCGCGGCACAAUCUUCAACAAUUUAGGUAUAAAUUAAAAAUGAUUUUCUGUCUGUUAAGAGUAUAAAGGACAUUUUUUCCAAGUAAUUACUGAAUUUAAAUUUGUAUCUCGUUUCCUUUCCUAAGUUAUAGUUCUCCAUAAGUGCCACCAACCUUUUAUUUUGUAUUUAAAAGCAACGACUGAUUUCUAGCUUAAUUUGCGUUUCGUGAUAACAGUAUCUACUGUCAAGGCCAAAUAUACUUAUUGUUAAUUGUCGUUUUCGAACAAAAUUGUGGCACUCGAAAAUACAAAACUAAAACAGCC
Tribolium castaneum (red flour beetle) is the source of this 2316-nucleotide messenger RNA. RefSeq names its product prostatic acid phosphatase. The record is from RefSeq and is a predicted model, not a curated record. The coding region runs from base 70 to 1290 and encodes 406 amino acids. NCBI's taxonomy places the organism in Eukaryota, Metazoa, Arthropoda, Insecta, Coleoptera, Tenebrionidae. Gene Ontology annotation, molecular function: phosphatase activity. Gene Ontology annotation, biological process: dephosphorylation. The transcript has 3 exons.